AUGGCUGAAGGAAAGCGGACGCAGUUUGCGUUGAUUACAGGCUCUAACCGACGCGAACAGAUGCACACCUGGCGGCAUUGGACACUUUCUCGCGUUAGAGAAUCGAUACGUGAACUACACAAGCGCGUCAGCGACAUCACCGGAGGCAAACUUGAUGUAUUAUACAACAAUGCCGGACGCAAUUACGUUAUUCCAGCGCUGGACUACGACGAGGAUGAGCUCCAGGAACUCUUCCAAGUGAACGUAUUCUCUGUUAUGGAGAUGUGCAGGACCUUUGCUCCACUUGUGGUCGAAGCAAAGGGCACUGUUGUUCAGACAGGGUCGUUAGCCGGCAUCAUGCCUUACGUUUGGGGAGCGCCAUACAACGCUUCCAAAGCCGCACUCCACGCCUACUCGGAUACACUACGUGUCGAACUCGCUCCUCUCGGUGUACGCGUCAUCAACAUCGUGACUGGCGGCGUCAAAUCGAACAUUGCACGAACGCACCGAACUUUGCCACCGGGUUCAUACAUGCAACCGCUUGCUGUCGAGUACGAGCGAAGAUUGGUACACAGUCAAGAGCUGGGCAUGGACACGAAGCAGUACGCAAGCAGUUGCGUGAGGCAGGUGCUCGCUGGCGAUGGCAUAUUCUCAAAGACAAGAUGGAUUUGGGAGGGAAAGAUGAGCUGGAUUGUGUGGUUCGCGUGGACGUAUUUACCGUCUGCGGUGCUUGACUAUUACUUCACAUCAACAUUCCAUCUAAACAAGCUAAGAGGGACUGCAGGGCCAGAUAAAAAGAGCCAGUAA
Alternaria atra is the source of this 786-nucleotide messenger RNA. RefSeq lists its product as uncharacterized. The record is from RefSeq and is a predicted model, not a curated record. The transcript has 3 exons. Gene Ontology annotation, cellular component: lipid droplet; endoplasmic reticulum. Gene Ontology annotation, molecular function: triacylglycerol lipase activity; acylglycerone-phosphate reductase (NADP+) activity. Gene Ontology annotation, biological process: phosphatidic acid biosynthetic process; triglyceride catabolic process. Lineage: Eukaryota; Fungi; Ascomycota; Dothideomycetes; Pleosporales; Pleosporaceae. The coding region runs from base 1 to 786 and encodes 261 amino acids.